Molecule: messenger RNA, 786 nt
Organism: Aphis gossypii (cotton aphid)
Lineage: Eukaryota; Metazoa; Arthropoda; Insecta; Hemiptera; Aphididae
Product: serine/threonine-protein kinase fray2-like
Exons: 2
Coding region: 1-786 (261 amino acids)
Molecular function (GO): zinc ion binding; nucleic acid binding
Source: RefSeq, a predicted model, not a curated record
AUGGAAAGAAUUAGAGGAAAUUUUUUAAAUGAAUUUCAACCUAUAGGACAUGACACUAUAUUGCAAAUGAAACUAGAAAAACGUAGACAAGGGGAAAAGGAAUCUACCACAAGUUUCUUAGCUGAAAUAGAAAGUUUAUGUAGGCAGGUAAAUAACCACAUGAGUGAAAAAGAUAUUUGUGGAUAUAUUUUAAAAGGUUUAAAGGAUAACAUUUUACAAUCUAUUUCGAUGCAAGACAAUAAUAGCUUAAAAAAAUUAAAAGAAAAUUUAAAAAAAUAUGAACUGAUGCAGUUUAGGAUAAAAAAUAAAAAAGAUGAUAUGAGUGAAUAUACAGAAAUUCUAAAUGAACAAGUAUUACAAUUAAACCUAAAAACAAAAGAUAUAGAAAUAGAGAAUAAUGAAUUGAGAAGAUACUCUAGAGAUAAUAGCAAAGACAACAAUUACAAUAGAGACAGAUCAUAUUCAAGAGAAAGAAAGAAAAAUUAUGAUAGUUCUAGGGAAAGUAGUAGAGAUAGAAGUUAUGACAGAGAAGAUUUUAUAACGUAUAAACACAGAAAUGAUAAAGACAGGGAAAUAAGAGGAAAUUAUAAACAGCGUAGUAAGAACAACAACGAAGAAAAACGGUACUCAAAAUACCGGCAAUACAGCAGAGAGAAUAGUCGAGAAAGAGUACCUGGAAAAUAUAGAGAAGACCGCUAUGCGAAAGAAUCUGAAAGAGUUACUUGCUAUAGGUGUAACGAGCGAGGACACUAUGCGGAUAAUUGUAAAAUGCCAAAAAACGAUUAG